CUGAAGGCCUAUUUUUAGCUAUGGAACAUUUGGAAGAUCUGUUUAUACAGAGCAAGAGCAUUUUGUCUGUAAAUGGAAUGUUUUGGGGAUUGUUUAAUCUAAAAUUUCUUAAAGUUGAUGAAUUCUCUAUCUGCUGUGCAACACCUCGCAGCCGUAAUGAUCUGCAAUGCUUUGCUCCAAUUAAUGAAAUAGCUUCUUGUGAGCAUUUAAUCAGUGCUCCUGUCUUAAAUGUUGUCAUUUGGUAUAUAGCUUUUCUUGCUACUAUCGGAAACAUGAUUGCAAUGAUUUGCAGCAUUUCCACAUUUAGAACAUCUUCAUUUACAUAUUUCAUUUUCUCACGAAAUUUGAGUGUUGCUGAUUUCCUCAUGGGUGUAUAUCUAUAUAUCAUAGCCAUUACAAAUCUGAUAUAUACAGGGAGAUAUGGAUUUGUGGACUAUUCUUGGCGACAUAGUUUUCUUUGUACUUUUGCAGGGAUUUUGGCCACAGUAUCAAGCGAAGCAUCUGCACUUUUUGUUUUAAUGAUAACCAUAGACAGAGUCAUGGCUAUCAAAAAUCCCUUUUCACAAAGAAAUAGGGCCUGGAUGUUAGGACCAUCUGCAUUGGCUUGGGCUAUUGCUAUUUCUUUGUCUGUGUUUCCAAUAUUACCGUCAGAGUUGUCAAUGUUUGAAGACUUUUAUGCUCAAUCUCCUGUAUGUAUAUCUCUUCCAUUAUCGGUCUAUAGGCAGCUUGGUUGGCAAUAUUCAAUGGUCAUUUUCAUUGGCUUAAGUUUCCUUAUUUUUCUUGGCAUCAUUUUUGGACAAUUUCGUAUCCUGUACGAAGUUUUAAAAUCCGGUAGCAAAAGCCAGGCUUCAAACGUACGUCGAAGGGAAGUAACUCUAGCCAAGACUGUCGUAGCUGUGCUGUGGUGGUCACUGAUCUCCUAUGCUAGAUACCUAUUGGAAUAA
Messenger RNA from Saccostrea echinata, 944 nucleotides. Its product is annotated as G-protein coupled receptor GRL101-like. NCBI's taxonomy places the organism in Eukaryota, Metazoa, Mollusca, Bivalvia, Ostreida, Ostreidae. Gene Ontology annotation, cellular component: membrane. The transcript has a single exon. Bases 21 to 944 code for a protein of 307 amino acids. Gene Ontology annotation, molecular function: G protein-coupled receptor activity. Gene Ontology annotation, biological process: G protein-coupled receptor signaling pathway. The record is from RefSeq and is a predicted model, not a curated record.